CGGGCGCCUAGAGAUAUGGUAGUUUCUGCGAUUGCUCCAAAUGGUCACCUCCGAUUUGUGAGUCGACAUGGAGAGUUGUUGGACAAACGACCGGACGACCAGAUGACUGAUGCAUCCAGCCUCGCGAUUUCUCUUUGGACUGCAGCAUUACUCUGCACUUUUAUUGGCGUCCUAUGCAUCAUCGUUCUAGCGGGUGAGAUUCGUUUCUAA
Molecule: messenger RNA, 210 nt
Organism: Rodentolepis nana
Lineage: Eukaryota; Metazoa; Platyhelminthes; Cestoda; Cyclophyllidea; Hymenolepididae
Source: the annotation of a GenBank genome assembly